Molecule: messenger RNA, 6113 nt
Organism: Leucoraja erinaceus (little skate)
Lineage: Eukaryota; Metazoa; Chordata; Chondrichthyes; Rajiformes; Rajidae
Gene: atg9b
Product: autophagy related 9B
Exons: 16
Coding region: 1491-3902 (803 amino acids)
Biological process (GO): protein localization to phagophore assembly site; autophagy of mitochondrion
Cellular component (GO): autophagosome; phagophore assembly site
Source: RefSeq, a predicted model, not a curated record
CGAUGUGUGUGAUGUCACUGGCGAGAGCUGUCAUUUGUCUGGGGUGUUGUGAAAGGAAGGGGAGAGAGGGAAGGUGAGAGGAGAGGAGGGAGGGAAAGAAAGAAAGAAAGAAAGAAAGGCAGGGGCAAGAUCACAAGGAGAGAGGGAGAAGGAGCCGUGUUCAAGAAGGAGGAGAGUAAAAGGAGGAGGGAAUAAAGGUUGCAAAAGGAAAGGAAAGAUGGAGAGGAGAAGGUGAGGUGUUUUAAUAGAGAAAGAGGGGGAGGGGGGGUUGCAGGCGGGGAAGGAAGGAUUCAGGAGCAGAAAAAAAGAGGUUGAAAUGAGAGCGAUAGAGAUCUCCACAGGGGGUCGUAAAUAGAGAGGAAGAGAGAGAGAGCGGAGGAGGAUCUCACAGGGAGACACAGAGCGGAAACUGGGAAAGAAAAACAUUCCUCGAAAGAUUAAAUCAGGAUCAGAAGCCGAGAAACGGACUAGGGAAAUUAUAAUAUAUAUAUAUUUUUUUUAAUUAAAAAAAAAAAAGAUUGAUUACGGAGGAAAGGUUAGAGAAAAGAGACAGGGGGUGAGAUUGUUGCAGCGGAGAUAAAACAGUGGAAGAGAGAAGGGGAAAAACACCCAGCAGGAAAUGUGAUCGCGGGAAGAGCAAAUGAGGGGACCGGACAGAAAAGUCAACAGUGGAAGUAUCUGAGAAACAAUCCAAGGAGGGCAGAGGGAGAAACAGGACCAGCCAGCAGAGCAGAGUGUGGCUAAGAAACAACUAGCCCAGUGGAAGCAUAGGGCAAGUUCGGGGAGCAGUCGACAGCACAGUGGAAAGGCGACAGGAGAGGAGGGCAGGGGGAUCAGGGUUACACGGGACAAACAGACGGGAGAGUGCAGGGGUGAGAGGGCAAUGCCGAAGUGUAGGCUGAACACUUGGCAGAUGUAAACAGCCUGCAGGAGGAAUAUAAAUAGAGCGCAAAAAACGGAGUCAACAAAACAUAGAAACUGCAAGAGAAGUGCGCAUGUGAGAGAGACAGCGACAAGUACACUGACACAGCAAGACUCACCAGGAGCUGCAAACAUCAAGAACAAGAAUUACUCUACGUUCAUCUGCUGCUGUUAAAGCAAGAAGGAGAAAGGCGAACACCGACUUGCUCUCCACCAAGAGGAAAUUGAGAACAAAGCAAAGGCAGGAACCGGCGAGAGAGAGCGCGGUGAACACACUGCGCCGAACUUCCCUGUUAGUAUGGGACUAAAGCAAGAAGAAAGAAGGCAAAGUAUCCCCACUGCUCGCCGUUAGACUCGUGCCAGAGUGCGGCUGGCUGGACGUGGAUGACAGAUGCUGCAGUGAGAUAACGUACUUACAAAUCGAAGCAAGCUCUGACGGGCCGGUUAACAAAGUGAGGGCUACUGGGUGGACUGGCUGAACUGUGACUAUUGUUGGGACAAGAAACUCCGUUUUCUGUGGAAUGGUUUCAGUUGUUUCCACAGGUCAGCGUUGGGGAACGUGAUAUAAAAUGGCAAGGUUUGAGACUUAUCAAGAGUACCAGCAGCUGGUGGGAGAUGAGUACGAAGAGGAUUCGCCACCCGGUGAAGACCUGCUGGUUCAUGUUCCAGAAGGUAUCAAAGAUUCAUGGCACCACAUUAAGAACCUGGAUAAUUUCUUCACCAGAAUAUAUCAUUUCCACCAGAAGAAUGGCUUCUCUUGCAUGAUGCUCUCUGAAUUCUUCGAACUGGUGCAGUUCUUGUUUGUGGUGCUGUUCACUACUUUCCUGUUCAACUGCGUGGAAUAUGACGUGCUGUUUGCAAAUAAGUUUGUAAACCAUACUGGUUCUACUUACCCGGAGAGGAAUAAAGUCACUCUGCCUGACGCGAUCCUACCCACUGAGGAAUGUACCACCAGGAUUCGGAACAAUGGAUGGAUUAUCUUCCUCCUGAUCAUGGCUGCUGUGUUCUGGGGCUAUCGGCUGGUCAAAGUCAUCUGCAAUCUCCUCAGCUACUGGGAAAUCAGAAUGUUCUACAUCAAAGCUCUGAAGAUCCCCACGGUAGAGCUGUGCAACUACACAUGGCAGGAGGUGCAGGCACGGCUGAUCCAGCUGCAGCGGGAGCAGCAGAUGUGCAUCCAUAAGAAGGAGCUGACUGAGCUGGACAUCUACCAUCGCAUCCUGCGCUUCAAGAACUACAUGGUGGCCAUGGUGAACAAGUCCCUGCUGCCCGUCCACCUCAGCCUCCCCCUUCUGGGCAAUGUCAUCUUCUUCUCCCAGGGCCUGAAGUACAACUUUGAGUUGAUCUUCUUCUGGGGCCCCGGCUCGCUUUUCCAGAACAAGUGGAACCUGCACCCUAAGUACAAGCGGGCCACCAGCCGGCUGGAGCUGGCUCGGCAGCUGAGCAGGAUGGUGCUGCUGAUGGGGGUGGCCAACCUACUGCUCUGCCCCUUCAUCCUGGUCUGGCAGAUCCUCUACGCUUUCUUCAGUUACACCGAGGUGAUCAAGCGAGAGCCGGGCAGCCUAGGGGCACGUCGCUGGUCGCUCUUCGGCCGCCUUUACCUCCGCCACUUCAAUGAGCUGGACCACGAGCUCCAGGCCCGGCUCAGCCGUGGCUACAAGCCGGCCGCCAAGUACAUGAACUCCUUCACCUCACCCCUACUGACAGUCAUCGCCCAGAACCUGGCCUUCUUCUCCGGCUCCAUCCUGGCCGUGCUCAUUGCCCUGACCGUGUACGACGAGGACGUGCUCACUGUGCAGCACAUUCUCACCGCCAUCACUGUGCUGGGCAUCGUAGUCACCAUCUGCAGGUCCUUCAUCCCAGACGAAUACAUGGUGUGGUGCCCAGAGCAGCUGCUGCAGUGUGUGCUUGCCCACAUCCACUACAUGCCCGACCACUGGAAAGGAAAUGCCAACAAAUCUGAGACCAGGGGUGAGAUGGCUCAGCUCUUCCAGUACAAAGCGGUGUUCAUCCUAGAGGAGUUGCUGAGUCCCAUCAUCACUCCCUUUGUGCUGAUCUUUUCCUUGCGGCCCAAGUCCCUGGAGAUCAUCGACUUCUUCCGCAACUUCUCGGUGGAGGUGGUUGGGGUCGGGGACAUCUGCUCCUUUGCACAGAUGGAUGUCCGGAAGCACGGCAAUCCCAUGUGGCUGUCGGAAGGCCAGACCGAGGCCUCGGUCUACCAGCAGGCGGAGAACGGGAAGACGGAACUCUCGCUAAUGCACUUCACCAUCACCAACCCCCGCUGGCACCCGCCCCAGGACAGCUCGGUCUUCAUCAGCCACCUGAAGGAGAAGGUGCAGCACGACGCAGCCACUGGUCCCCCGGCCCAACACCUCUUCUCCGACACGCCACUCUGCAGCUCCCUGCUCUCCAACGAGUCCGCCAACAUCCCGGAGAACCUGAUCAUGAGCCUGCUGACGCAUUCGGUGCUGCCCGCUGCGCCGCUGGUGGGCAGGGACGGGAGCCUGACGCAGCCCUGCAGCACCGCCUCUGCUGCUGCAAGUGUGCUAGCGACACUGCCCACCUCCCACCUCCCUGGCCGCACCAGGUCACACACGCUGCUGGUGGAGAACGGUGCUGAGAGCUCGCUCUAUCGCAGCGACAGGACCAUCAUCGAGGAGAGCGUGACAGAGAGUACGGGUUCAGGCAGGUCGCUCCUGCUCGCUAACAUUGCUUCUACGGAAAUGAGUCUGCACGCUAUCUACAUGCACGAGCUCCACCAGCAGACUGUUCAACCACCACAGAUGGAACCCAGGCCCCAGGCCCACAGCUCCGACACCGAGCAGCCCACUGCCCCAGUGCCUCGGUUAAGUUCGCCUGAAACACUGACGGCCAAUUCACAGCUUCAUCUGGGGGGCUGGACGGAGGAGGCAAAUGGAGAGGGUCCUGAUGGGGGUCCGCAGGACUCGGAAACUGAAGUGCCUUCUCAGACAAACAGGGUUUAAGUGUUUGGACGGGACUGACCUGGGUGGCCUUAACGUAUCUGACCUGCUGGUGGCGAGAUCGUGGGAGUACAUUCCCAAGGCUUGCGGCUGGCGAGCUUCCCUGGGCUUCUGUCGCACUCAAAGGUGGCGCGAUGACUUCCAGUGCCGGUGCUGUGUUGUGGUGAGGGUGGUGCCCACUCUGUGUGGACCCCACCGCUGGCACCCCCUGCCCACUCACGGCAACGCUUCAAGAGACGGGUUUGCUCAACGUGCAGAGGGAACGAUACGUUGCUCACGGCCCUGGUCCCUUGGCAAGACUGGCGAAUUGGACUGAAGACAUCGAGGGCAUGUGUCGGGUCUUGUGGGCAGAAGGGGGAGCAAGAGUCAAAACUAUGGGACAUUGACUCUCUUCUCAAGCCCAGAUCUCCACCUCCUGCCAACUCCUUGCCACUUCCUUCCCCCCUCUCCCCACACUCUAUCUCUGACCUGGAUCUGACUACCCCCCUUCCCCCCACCCUCCUUCCAUCUCUACUCUUUGAAUGGUAACAUUUAUGUCUGAGAUUCAAAGCAUGGGAGGUGGUGUCCAUGUGCAGUGGGGGUGGUGGGAGGGGGGUUCCCAGGAUGCAUGCUUAGGUCACCCUAUUGGCCUGUUGUGUUAUGUCACCGCCACUCAAUGAUUCACGGGUCAAAAAUAAGGAUCGGGAAUCUGGGCUGGAAAUACUUUCUCUUUGUGUGUGCAACCCCAACUGGGGGCACGGAAGUUCUUGGCUGAGGGUCCCUUGAGGUCCACAUGGAGUCCCCCUAGUCAGGAGCCUCUCUGCUGGAACCUGUCUGUCUCCACCGAGGCACAACAGAAUGCAAUUCAAGACCCCGAUGGCAUGGAAUGAGGCCGUUCGGUCCCGGGGACCUGUGCCAUGUCUCCAUAUAAUCGCACCCCUGCCUUGUCCCCAUCUCACUCCCAGAGAGGCAUCUGUAGAACGUGCUGUCGAGCAGUGUCUCACUGCAAUCAGCGGCGUAAUUAAACGCCCCCUCAUCUCUCCUUGGGUUCCCUCCAUCACCUCCAGUCCUGGCUCCCUGCCCAUCAGCCAGAUGAAUCUCACCUCCACCUUCUCUGCUCUGGUAAUAAAUUGCUUGGACAUGUACACUACAAACAGUAACAGUGUGGAUCUGGUUUCCCUGGAAGUCCUAGAAUAAUUGCCUCCUUGUCUGUACAACAACAUCACUCCACUCCGACCACCGUGUCCCGGUUCAGCAGUCCCUCUGUUACAAGCUUGCCCGCUCGAUUACUUUUGGAGACCGGGCAUCAGACAGUGUUCAAUUUAUAGGAAUGUUAGAUUGUUUUCAUGUCAGCCCAUUACACCGGUCGGAUUUGUGACCUUGGUAUUCCCAACACCAAGUGUGUACUGUAUGGUUUCAAAGCUUCAUUCUGAACUCGCCUGGAGACUAAAGAUGCUCGCUCUGCCGGGAAUCCCCGGGAAUUAUUCCUCGGGAACGAAUCCUCAAGAACUAAUUUUCCUUGUGGCGAAAGCUGGCGACAGGAUGGGUGACAGAAAGAUCCCUCUCGUUGACAAACUGUACAGGGAGCUUGACUCUCCAUCACCCCAAUGAUCAUGUCCUGGAAGUGAGUAAUGGGACAGAGUAGAGGGAGCUUCACUCUGUGACCCAUGCCAUGGGAGUGCAUAUUAGGGCAGUGCAGAGGAAGUUAGUAAUGUUAAGAAGGGCCCCGAACCGAGUCCCCAGAGAUGCUGCCUGACCCGCUCAGUUUCUGUUUGACGCAAUAGUCCAGCAUCUGCAGUUCUUGUGUUUACAAGUUUUUAUCUGUGUCUAAUCGUGCCCUGGGAGUGUGUGAUGGGACAGUGCAGACGGAGCUUCAAUCUGUACCUAGCCUAUGCCUUGGAAGUGUGAGAUGGGACAGUGUAAUGGGAGCUUUACUGCAUGUCUAACCUGUGCCCGGGGAUUGUAUGAGCACACUGCAGAGGGAGCUUUACUCUAUAUCUUACCUGCAUUGUUGCUGCCCUGGGAAUGUCUGACGGCUCAGUGACGGCCGGAUUAAGUAUUAACGUUGAUCACCAGUAUUGGCUGGAGAGAGGUGCUAGCUGUGUGUGGUGCUGUGCUCAUUGAAUGAACUCAUUUCAAGAUUAAACAAUCAGCUGCUCAACACGAUGAUGUCAGUUAAUUUUACGAAGUAAUGACUGCUAAAUAGGAGAGUUUUAUUAAAUAUUUAUAACCGAA